AUGGACGCACAGACCUGGCCGGUGGGCUUUCGCUGCCUCCUCCUUCUGGCUCUCGUCGGUUCUGCCCGAAGCGAGGGAGUACAGACCUGCGAAGAAGUUCGGAAACUUUUCCAGUGGCGCCUUGUGGGAGCCGUCAAGGGGCUGCCGGACUCGCCGCGGGCAGGACCUGAUCUUCAGGUUUGCAUAUCCAAAAAACCUACGUGUUGCACCAGGAAGAUGGAGGAGAGGUAUCAAAUUGCGGCCCGCCAAGAUAUGCAGCAGGUGCUUCAAACAUCCAGCUCUACAUUAAAGUUUCUAAUCUCUCGAAAUGCAGCUGUUUUUCAAGAAACCCUUGAAACUCUCAUCAGACAAGCAGAAAAUUAUACCAGUAUACUUUUUUGCAAUACCUACAGGAACAUGGCCUUAGAGGCUGCUACUUCAAUUCAGGAGUUCUUCACUGAUGUGGGGCUCUAUUUAUUUGGUGCAGAUGUUAAUCACGAAGAAUUUGUAAACAGAUUUUUUGACAGUCUUUUUCCUCUGGUCUACAACCAUCUCAUUAACCCUGGUGUGACUGACAGUUCCCUGGAAUACUCAGAAUGCAUCCGGAUGGCCCGCCGGGAUGUUAGCCCAUUUGGUAAUAUUCCCAAAAGAAUAAUGGGGCAGAUGGGGAGGUCGCUGUUGCCCAGCCGAACGUUUCUUCAAGCACUCAAUCUGGGUAUUGAAGUGAUCAACACCACAGACUAUGUACACUUCUCCAAAGAGUGCAGCAGAGCCCUCCUGAGGAUGCAGUACUGCCCUCACUGCCAGGGCCUCACUCUCAGUAAGCCUUGUAUGGGAUACUGCCUCAACGUCGUGAGAGGCUGCCUGGCACACAUGGCAGACCUUAAUCCACACUGGCAUGCAUAUAUCCGGUCAUUGGAAGAGCUGUCAGAUGCGAUGCAUGGAACAUAUGACAUUGAACAUGUGCUCUUGAACUUCCACUUGCUUGUUAAUGAUGCUGUGAUACAGGCUCACCUCAAUGGACAAAAAUUAUCAGAACAGGUAAAUAAGAUUUGUGGCCGUCCAGUAAGAACACCCACACAGAGCCCCCAUUGUUCUUUUGAUCAGAACAAAGAGAAGCAUGGAAUGAAGAUGGCUACAAGGAAUGGGGAAGAGACACUUGCCAGCAGAAGAAAAGAAUUUAUCAACAGCCUUCGACUGUACAGGUCAUUCUAUGGAGGCCUGGCUGAUCAGCUUUGUGUUAAUGAAUUAGCUGCUGCUGAAGGAGUACCCUGCUGGAAUGGAGAAGAUAUAGUGAAAAGCUAUACCCAGCGUGUAGUUGGAAAUGGAAUCAAAGCCCAAUCUGGAAAUCCUGAAGUCAAAGUCAGAGGAACUGACCCUGUGAUAAAUCAGAUUAUUGAUAAACUGAAACAUGUUAUUCAGUUGUUGCAAGGUCGGUCACCCAAACCUGACAAGUGGGAACUGCUUCAGCUGGGCAGCGGCGGGGGCAUGGCAGAGCAAGUCAGCGGAGACUGUGACGAUGAGGAUGGCUGUGGAGGAUCAGGAAGCGGAGAAGUAAAGAGGACGCUAAGAAUCACAAACUGGAUGCCAGAUGAUAUGAACUUCAGUGAUGUAAAGCAAAUCCAUCAAACAGGCAGUGGCAGAACUUUAGACACAACUGGAGCAGGAUGUGCAGCAGCGACUGAAUCUAUGACAUUCACUGUGAUGGGUGUGGUGAUGUUACUUCCUUGGCUUUGGUAACUGAACUCUCUGUCCUGAUAUAACUUACUGGAGUCUUGAUUUCUCCCCUCUCUUCACAUGCCUGGAAUCAGAGAUCAUUUUUGAAUGUAACAAUUAUAUUUAUGAAAAGGUGUGUCACACUAACAUUUUAGAAGCCAAGUUGGAAUGUUCAUAAAGUCCCUAAAAAUCAACAUUUAAAUGAUACUCUUUUAAAAUAUGUCUUUUUUUAAUCUAACUUCAACCUUCUUAAAUUCUAAUACAUUAAAUCUUAAAAUGUGAAGAGGACAGAAGUGACUUUGAAUAGGAAGAAUUCAGUGUUAUCUAUGGUUUUAUUUUUCUCAAUUCCAAACCUCUGCCUUUCCAAAUUCAAAAUGUUUUCAUCUGAAGGUGUAUUUGCUGGACAAUGAAAAUAGUACAUAGUAUUUCUUAAAGUACUGGAAUUAGAAUUUCAUUAAAUGGAUCAAAAUACACAAUAGCAAGUAAUAUGCAUGCAUUUUCAAGAGACUUCCAUUUUUGCAAGCUAUAGAAGGAAAUUACUCAAAGUCUGUAAGUUACACAGUAAAUUUCUGAGGGGCAUUUCACAUAAUUUCACUGAAGGAGCCUGAUAAUUUUCAUCCACUGUAAUUUAGCCACUGACAAACCUUAAAGCUACUGAGUAUUUUAGUAGCACCUGAUUUGUAUUCCAUUCUAUUGAAAAUGCAUCUUUGGU
Lemur catta (Ring-tailed lemur) is the source of this 2407-nucleotide messenger RNA. RefSeq names its product glypican 5 (gene GPC5). The transcript has 8 exons. Gene Ontology annotation, biological process: regulation of protein localization to membrane; cell migration; positive regulation of canonical Wnt signaling pathway. NCBI's taxonomy places the organism in Eukaryota, Metazoa, Chordata, Mammalia, Primates, Lemuridae. Bases 1 to 1719 code for a protein of 572 amino acids. Gene Ontology annotation, cellular component: plasma membrane; cell surface; extracellular region. The record is from RefSeq and is a predicted model, not a curated record.